Molecule: messenger RNA, 6126 nt
Organism: Hemiscyllium ocellatum (epaulette shark)
Lineage: Eukaryota; Metazoa; Chordata; Chondrichthyes; Orectolobiformes; Hemiscylliidae
Gene: smim14
Product: small integral membrane protein 14
Exons: 5
Coding region: 124-435 (103 amino acids)
Cellular component (GO): endoplasmic reticulum
Source: RefSeq, a predicted model, not a curated record
UCCAGGUGACGCGAUUGUUGGUAUUGUAUCUAAACAGUGGAACAAUCGCUGCCGACGGUGGGAGGGGGACAGGUCGUGGUAGAGAACGUGAGCCGAAUCUGGUAGAAGGAACGUGGGCCCACCAUGGCAGAAGGAGGCUAUGAUCCUUGUGAAUGCAUCUGUUCACAUGAACAUGCUAUGAGAAGGCUGAUAAACUUGCUGCGACAGUCACAAUCCUAUUGCACAGACAACGAGUGUCUGCAAGAAUUGCCUGGACCAAAUGCUUCCAAUGACAGUGGAAUAACAUUGUCUAUGAUUAUUAUGGCUUGGGUGAUUAUUGCCCUUGUUUUAUUCCUGAUGAGACCUGCUAGUCUGAGAGGACAUCAAACAGGUGGAAAAUCAAAUGGGCCACAGAAUAAUCCAAGACAAGAUCCCCCUGCUCCACCAGUGGAUUAACUUUGUGCAUAUCUUGCAAUUCAGUCAAGAAACCAAUGACCAAAUCAUUGACUGUGGCCUGAAUAACUCUCAAACUCUUAUUAGUUUACUUAUAUUUUACUGAUAUUUUCUUAAGUACUAAAUAUAGAACAUUGAUCUUAAUAGUAGUACAGUGAAUUGUACCACUUACAAAUUCAAACUUAUAUAUUUGAAACUAAUGAAGUCAUUUCCUUUUACAAAAGCAACUUUGAAUGCUGGUUCAGUAUUCCGACAGAAUAGCUGAUUUUUACCUGAUUGAGGACAGUGCAGAUGAUUUUUCCUUUGAAUCGCACAGGGACAGUGAGAUAUGUGCACAUCUGGCACUGGACCAUCACAUAACACAAACAGGACCAAGCAAAUCAGAUGUUUGUGGCCCAGUAAUACUAAACUGUUAACUUGUAUUUGUGUCAGCAUUUAAGUGAUUAUGGGGUGAGAGGGUGUGGAGGGUGGGUAAGCCGGUUGAGCAUUACUAACUAAAACUUUUGUUUCGGUUUUUCCUUUAAGUUUUUAAUAACUGUAGAUCUUUUACCUCCUUUGAGAUCUCUAUCCAACAAUCCUUUUGUAACAGUUAUACUUGGAGACUACUUGAACAUUUUUAUUACUUUCCUGUAUGAUGCAGUACAUUCCAGACCUCCCCACCCACCCUACCCCACUUUCAAGUUUAUCAGUAUGCUUAAAUUAAAUGUUCUGGUAUUCUGAGGUCAGUAUAGUUACAAUUGCCUUGGUGCCAACCUAUAUUGCAAAUGUAUUAUUUUUUAAAAGAAUCUCACAAUAACUGUCUGUCAUGAGGAUCUUCUGCCUACUUUUGUUAAGAUUCCAGUGCCAACACCAUUGAGUAGCUGCUGCCAAUUUGUCACGUUCAACUGGAUGAUAGCUUAUUCCAGACAUAGUCCACUACCAUAAGAUGCAUAUUAGCAUGGUGCCAGGUUGUGUGUUAUGUAUAGUUUUCUCCAUUUGAUGUUUGUGAUUUUUUUAACAUUCUAUUGAAUUACUUCAUACACAAGUUUAAAAGUGUCAAUUUUUACAGGAAGUGUUGGUACUACCACAUCUGGUAGUCAGUUGUAUUGCUGACUUGAAAGGGACUAGGAGAAAGUGAGGACUACAGAUGCUGGAGAUCAGAGCUGAAUAAUGUGUUAAUGGAAAAUGGAGCAGGAGAAUCGAUGUUUCGGGCAUAAGCCCUUCUUCAGGAAAAGGGACUGUGUGUGAGGCAUACAGAUUACCAGAGUAAAAGCAUAAUACUGCAAAUGCUGGAGAUUUGAAAUGAAAAUAAAGUACUAGAGAAAUGCAGCAGAUCUAGCAACGUUCUUGGAGAGAGAAACAGAGUUAUUUCAAGUUGAAUAGGACUCUCCUUCAGAAGUGAGGGAAGAGUCAUGAGUUUCUACUAUAGAAAGGGGCAAGGAGGAGCCAGUAGAACAAAUGGUAAAGAUAUCCCUCCGCAAGAUGCAAAAGGUCUGCUAGUAAUGGUAGAGAUGUGAUAUAGCUGAAUAAUAGGUAUUAAUGGCAGAAAAUUGAUUAGUUCUGAGAAAACCAUAACUGGGAAUGGAGGUAAAUGGAGAACAAGUUUGUGGUCUGAAGUUGUUGAGUCCUGAAGCUUGUAAAGUACCUAACUGGAAAAUGAGAUGAUGUACUCCAGCUUGCAUGAGGCUUUACUGAAGCACUGCAGGAGGCGCAAAACAAAACAAGCAAUGUGACAUAUAGGAGUGGCAAACCAUAAGACCAUAAGACAUAGGAAUGGAAGUAAGGCCAUUCGGCCCAUUGAGUCCACUCCGCCAUUCAAUCAUGACUGAUGGGCAUUUCAACUCCACUUACCAGCAUUCUCCCCGUAGCCCUUAAUUCCUUAUGACAUCAAGAAUGUAUCAAUAUCUGCCUUGAAGACAUUUAGCAUCCCGGCCUCCACUGCACUCUGCGGCAAUGAAUUCCACAGGCCCACCACUUUCUGGCUGAAGAAAUGUCUCCGUAUUUCUGUUCUGAAUUGACCUCCUCUAAUUCUAAGGCUGUGUCCACGGGUCCUAGUCUCCUCGCCUAACUGAAACAAUUUCCUAGCGUCCACCCUUUCCAAGCCAUGUAUUAUCUUGUAAGUUUCUUUAAAUCUCCCCUUAAUCUUCUAAACUCCAAUGAAUACAAUCCCAGGAUCCUCAGCGGUUCCUCGUAUGUUAGACCUACCAUUCCAGGGAUCAUCCGUGUGAAUCUCCGCUGGACACGAUCCAGUGCCAGUAUGUCCUUCCUGAGGUGUGGGGACCAAAACUGGACACAGCACUCCAAAUGGGGCCUAACCAGAGCUUUAUAAAGUCUCAGUAGCACAACGGUGCUUUUAUAUUCCAACCCUUUUGAGAUAAACGAUUGAAAGGUAGGGGUCAUUCUUGUAGACAGAACAGAUGUGUUUUACAAAGUAGUCACCCAGUCUGCAUGUGUUCUUACCAGUGUAGAGCAGCCUGCAUUGUCAGCUGUGAAUACAAUAAACUAGACUGAAGUACAAGUAAAAAGCUGAUUCAUCUGGAAGGUGUCUUUGGGACCUUGGACAGUGACAAGGAAGGAGAAAAAGAGGACAAGUGUUACAACUACAAUUGGUAGGAAAGACCCAUGGAUUUGAAGAGAUGGCACCUUAUUUUCUGCUUCAGUGCUUUAUAGCUUUCAGGAUUCAACAAUGCGUUCAAUUCUGUCCUCCAUUUUGAUUUGAUUAUCUACACACUUCUUGUUAACAUGGGUUUGCUGUCGGUAAAGCUGAUCUGUUUCUGCCACUAACACUUAAUCGUCAUCUAUAUCUCUUUAGUAAUAUCAUUUGCCCUUUACCUUUUUCUCUGACAGCCUUAUUAUCUAAUUGUUUUACUGCUAGUUCUCUUUCUAGAGCAUAAAGCCCAUCAUUCUUUCUGCCUCCUUCAGUUUGGAAGCAAGAUCAUAACUUGAAUCAUUAACUCUGUUUCUGUCUCCACAGAUGCUGCUUAAACCUUCUGAUUUUGCUUGACAUUUUUAAAAUUUCAGAUUUACAAGUCCCAAGUUUGCCCUCUUGUCUGUGCUACAGUAACUGGUUUAGGCAUGAAAUUUAAAGUGAAGAGAAAGGAAGUUUUUAUCCCAAACUUGCUUAAAGGAAUUUCAUGUGUACAGAUGUUGAUAACAUUGAACCCAGCUAUGAAGUUCCCUGCGGUUGAAUUGCCACCAAGCUAACCAUGUUAAAUCAUAGAACAUAGAACGUAGAAAAAUACAGCACAGUACAGGCCCUUUGGCCCUCGAUGUUGCGCCGAUCCAAGCCCACCUAGCCUACACUAGCCCACUAUCCCCCAUAUGCCUAUCCAAUGCCCGUUUAAAUGCCCAUAAAGAGGGAGAGUCCAUCACUGCUACUGGCAGGGCAUUCCAUGAACUCACAAAAUCAGAUGGAUCAAAACCUUAAUGAGAGGAUGAAAUUGGAAAAAAGCUAAGCUGGUGGUAGUUCAGGUUACUAUUGUCCUAUCAUUCUACAUUUCAAAUGAAUGAUCAUACUUGAAGUAAGUGUAAACUCAUAUCUCUCUCUGUGUUUGAAUACACAGCUUAUUCAAAAUAAAAUUACUUUGUGACAGUAUUUAAUCUACAGUAAGUUAGAUAGGGUUGAGAGAUGAGUAGAAAUGCAUUGUAAGCAAAUUUUAUUCAGAACACUUACCAGCAAUCAAUCUGCACCCAACACUGGUUUUAUAAUCAGUUAUUAUUUUCCUUGUAACAAAGGGGUAUCUCCAAUUUAUUAAAAUCCUUCAAUAGAAAAUUCAUGAUACAUGAACCAUUCGUUCACAUUACAUCUGAGGAGUUCAAGUUCGUUUACCUUUGUAAUUUGUAGCAAACAUGUAAUUUAUUAAUUGGUGGAUUCUAAAUUAAAGACCAAAUUCAUGACUUGCCUGAGGUAGAACCAAUGUUGUAUACAUGGUGCAGUGACUUCUUAAAAGGAGUCACUGACUUUGGCCACUUUUUACCAGAAUAAUUAUAUACCUUAGCUGAGGAUCAAACUUUCUGGAAAAAUGGAAAUAGAUCUUUUUCAACCAUUUAUAAUAUGGGCGGCAUGGUGGCACAGUGGUUAGCACUGCUGCCUCACAGCGCCAGAGACCCGGGUUCAAUUCCUGCCUCAGGUGACUGACUGUGUGGAGUUUGCACAUUCUCUUCGUUUUUGCGUGGGUUUCCUCUGGGUUCUCCGGUUUCCUCCCACAGUCAAAAGGUCAAGUGAAUUGGCCAUGCUAAAUUGCCCGUAGUGUUGGUGAAGGGGUAAAUGUAGGGGUAUGGGUGGGUUGCGCUUUGGCGGGUCAGUGUGGACUUGUUGGGCCGAAGGGCCUGUUUCCACACUAAGUAAUCUAAUCUAAGAAGUAAGCUGAGUGAUCCUUGUGUGAAUAAUGGUUUCUAUUGGAGAAUUUAAAAACAGAUGUAAAUUCCUGUUUGAAUGUGCUCAGUUCCAUGCUUUGUACAUUAUAAGAAGUGGAAACAAAUUAAGUGUAACCUCAGAAUUUAUCAGUAUAGGAAUGCGUGCUAAAUUAUGAAAAUGAAACCACUUUGAUUGUGUCAAUAUCUUAAGAAAAUACUACUAACUAUCUAUUUUGUAUUUUGGUCCCAUGAAUUUAACAGAUCUUCUAGACAUAUCAAAUUCAUGCUGCUUCAUGUUUUAAAGAGAACCUGCUGUUGAAUUAUUUUUAAAAUAACUUAUUUCCCCAAGGGUCAGCUGUUCAUGUCAUGAAUUCCCCCCUGAAAUCUCAUAAUUCUUUUGUUCCACAGUGUAAUUUAGUUUGUGCUGGAAAGAGAUUUCUCAGUUUAUAUGAAUGUUUCUGUCUGUUAGUUUGAAUGGUGUGACAGAUAUCAUACUCUAGAUUACCUUAACAUGUUUUUCAAUACAUUUCUGAGAUAAAUGUUUCCUCAUUUUACUCAGAAAAACUCCAAUUUAGUUUAAUACAGAGAAUGAUGCUGUCUUUGUACAUGAAAGUCAUUUUGUUUCUAAUAUCUUGUUUUGGUUCAAUUUCAAUGGCAACUUUUAAUGGAAAACAUUUAAUUUGAUUAUUUUCACUGAACUAUUUUAUUCCGUGAUUCAGGUCGAUGAUUGACCCUCUUUUUCAUGUCUGUGUAUUGUGCACUACCUGUAAACUUGUACUGAGACUUUUAGUUGAUAACAUUUUAAUGGGUAGCUAUGUCAUCUCAUCAAAAUAUUAUGGUAGGAUUCCAAAAAAAACAGAAAAUGCACAAUCAGUUUGAAGAAUCUCUUUUAUAACUCCAUAUGAGAGAUCGAGAACUAAGAACCAAACACAAGCCAUAACAAGACAGGUAAAAGUUGGAAGGAUGGGAUACUCUACACUUUUUUUCAUAACACUGAAAAUCCACACAUGAACGGGCAACUUGACUGCCUGUUUUCUAAGAUAAAAGAUGUGAAGAUCAAUGCAGAGAAACAAGGUGAUAGUACCUUUGGGAAAGCCUUCCUUAAAUUAAGAGUUGUAAUGUAUCUAAUAUUGUCUUACUGCUAUCAAUUGUUACAGGAGGAUUGGUUCUUUCACAGUGGAAAUAUGUAAUUUAGAAUUCUAAACAUGCCAAAAGAUGAUAUCAUGUAAUUGUUAACAUUGACUGCUUGCUUGAUCCUUGCUGUAGUAUUGUAAUUAGUGCUGUUCAAAGUUUUAAGCAUUAUUAUUGGGAAAAUGGCUUUUAUGAUGCACUUUUUUGUUCAAUAUUAAAUGGUUAUAA